AUGAAUUUGUAGCAAUGGGCAAGUGGAUUUAAGUGUAUGUUAGGACAUUAAUAAAAUGAAUAUAUGCUUUGUAUAUCACCAUAAUGUCCUUAAGUUCGUAGAUUGAUAUGUCGAGAUUAUUGUAUUCCAUAUUACCAUAGGAAUCAUAGAGUGAUGUAAUUGUCCUAGAUUGAAGAUUUUUUGAAUUAGUUUUUGAAUAUGAAAUAGCCUCAUUUACAUGAAUCAAUAGAAGAGAUAUUAGAGGAGAUAGAGAAUUUGAGAAUUGAAUUGAAUAAAAUAAUCGAUGGUAUAGUAGAUAAGAUAAAGAGACAUUUUGGGAGAUUUAGUUAUUAAGCUUAGAAGUAUGCAUAGGAAUUUUAAUUUGUUUAAGAGCCAGAGAGAAUUGAAUAGUUAUCAAAAGAAUUAAUAGAGAUAGCAACAUUGAAAUAAGAUUAAUUAAAAAUAAAGAUAGUUAAACCUUUAUAGUAAUUGACAGUAAGUAAUUUAUUGAAAGAGUGUAUUUAAAAGUUGAGUACUUUUGCAAUAGGAAAUAAUGAAGUAAAUUCUGUAAAGCCAGAGAAUUUAGUAGGAGCAUUCAAUAAUCAUAUUCGUUCAAUAUAAAGUGAUGGAGAGGUUUGGUGUUUAUAACCAACAAAGGGAGGGGAAUUAAUAAGUGGAGGAGAUGAUAAUAAGAUUACAAUAUGGAAUAUGAAUACUUUGGAAAAAUAAUGGGUUUCUAAGAAACAUCGAGCUAUUAUAACAUCAUUAGCUAUAACAUCUGAUUCUAAGGUUUUAGUUAUGGGAAGUUCUGAGGGGUAUAUAAAAUUUAUUGAUAUGGAGACAAAAAAAUUUAUUAAAAAGUUAAGAGGUCAUACAGAUCAUGUAAGUUCAUUACAUUUUAAUUUUUUGAAUAAUCGUUUAUUAUCUUCUGGUUGGGAUGCAAACUUAAUUAUGUGGAAUAUUGAUUAGAAAGGGAUUGUAAUGAAUCUAUUUAAAAAGGAACAUGAAGCUAAAAUUUAUUGUGUAUAAUAUAGUUAUGACAAUUAAAUAAUAGCAUCUUGUUCAUUAGAUAAAACUAUUCGUCUUUGGGAUAUACAUGGAUUGGCAUAAAUUGGAUAACCAUUAUUAGGUCAUUCUGAAAAAGUGGAUUGGAUUUAAUUUAAUACAUAAUAUCUAAUAUCUUGUAGUUAAACAGAAAAAAAUAUUAUUGUUUGGGAUUAUCUUCAUAGAUAAUAACUUUGGAAUUUUAUACCAGGAAAUGAUCCUCAUCGUUUUGCUCUUUCUCCUGAUGGAAAAUUGCUUGCUUGUAUUAGAAAGGAGAUUAGAGUAUUUGAAAUAUCAACCAGAUAAUAAAUUGGUGAACCUAUUCCUGGACAUUAAUAUUUUGCUAUGAGUUUCAAUUAUUCACUUGAUGGAAGAUUUCUAGUUUCUGGUUGUUAAGAUAAAACUAUUAGAAUCUAUGGUAUUCCUAAAUGA
Paramecium sonneborni is the source of this 1455-nucleotide messenger RNA. NCBI's taxonomy places the organism in Eukaryota, Ciliophora, Oligohymenophorea, Peniculida, Parameciidae. The record is from the annotation of a GenBank genome assembly.